AAACAAUGCAAUUAAUCUACACAGAAACAUCAAGAAAAAUAUUAACUUUCAAGCACACCUCGUAGAAAGAAUUCAUCUGUAACAUUUACAUGAGAGAUUCUGAACAAAAUAACAUUCACUAUUAACUGUUAUGCCGAUGUCAGAUGUUUGUUCAAAGCACAAAGUCAAACAUUCUGACAUCCAAAGUCAAACAUUCUGAAAUCCACUUUGAACUGAAAAGGUAAUCCUGGUUAACUGUACAGUCUGUACACAUUCUCCCGAGGGACAGAUUUCCAAGUUUUAAUAAAACACUCAAAUAUGUCAGAAAACCUUUAAAAAUUACCCAGUUCUUUAUGGUCAUUGGGAAAGCUUCCCAAAACAUCCUUUCUGUCGCCGAUGCUUGUGUUCACCUUGUGUGCCUGCAGGUUGUACGAGCUAUUCGCAAGCUGGAACACAGGAAGAAGAGGAUUCGUACUCUCAUUGACCAGCUGGUGGCCACGUGCCUUGACCUUGACCCUCACCUCCUGGAAGGACUGCCCCGAGUGCAGUUGAACAAAAGACCAUGCAUGAUUAAUGUUCACACAAUGUCGUUUGAGCAGCUCCUGCUGGAGGUGCACACGGUGGAUCAGGAGAGUCGGAAUCUACAGGACUAUGCUAAUGUGUUACUGCAGAGAAUUGGAUCAGUGAAGCCGGACGUCCUGGACACAUUUAUUACAAUACUGGAGUCUUCAGACGAGAGUGCAACCAGUUGCCAGAGUAAUUAGAUCCAAAGACACUGUGCAUAGUAUAUCUAGUCCUGAUGGUUCAGUACUUCACGAGGUUAUUUUGUCUAGAUGCAUCAGAACAUAUGCAAACCAGCAUUGAAAAGAAGGUAGUGAGAGCAAUGCUGGGUUACAUGUUGGGUCACAGCAUGUGAAGUUAGUAUUGUGUGGUCAUGUGACUAGUAUA
This is a messenger RNA of Haliotis rubra (blacklip abalone), 927 nucleotides long. Its product is annotated as ELKS/Rab6-interacting/CAST family member 1-like. The transcript has 2 exons. NCBI's taxonomy places the organism in Eukaryota, Metazoa, Mollusca, Gastropoda, Lepetellida, Haliotidae. Bases 333 to 743 code for a protein of 136 amino acids. The record is from RefSeq and is a predicted model, not a curated record.